AAUUAAAUUUGAAAAGUCUUCUAUGAAAUUACACAAAUUGUUUUUUUUUGAAAAAAUGAUAUCAACAUUUCAGUUUCAUAAACUGGCCGACAUCCCAUUCUCUUUUUCUUGAAAAGGAGUGGUCUCAUCCGUCGGAAUUUGUUGAGAUUGAGAGCAGAGACAGGGAGUCAUCAGAAACAAAACCAAUAACAAGGGGAAAAAAAGGAAAAAAAGAAAAUAACAGGCACCCACAUAAAAUCAAUAGUCGACAGUUCAUACAACAGAUACAUACAUAUAUUCAACUGUUAUGUGUCCAUUUCUUUCAGUUUUUCCCAUCAUCAGCAACUACACAAUCCUGCAGAUACACCUCUCCCACUCCCUCUCUCUAACCAACCACCUCUUCUCCACCAUGAGAUUCCGGCCACCCUCCGCACCUGUUCACUAUAAAUGCACCCAAGUUUAAAAACAUCGAAAACGAUACCGUUUUGUAAUCUCAUGGAUUAUGGAAACAGCUGAUACUGCAUGCACUGAAAAUUCCACAUUAACUACAACAACACAAGCAGCCCUUUGCUUACUUCUUCUUCUUAUUAUUAUUAUAAUUCUCUAAUGGCUUCCACAAGUUCAACUCCUACCGACCCUUCUUCUUCUAUACUUGAAGAUACAGCAGCUAAAGCCGUUAACAAGCGAUAUGAAGGAUUGAUCACGAUUCGGACCAAGGCUGUAAAGGGCAAAGGAGCAUGGUACUGGGCUCAUUUAGAGCCAAUUCUUAUAAGAAACACAGACACAAAUAUUCCCAAAGCAGUUAAACUUAGAUGUUCUUUGUGCGAUGCCGUUUUUUCAGCUUCAAAUCCAUCAAGAACUGCCUCAGAGCAUCUUAAAAGAGGCACAUGUCCAAAUUUUAACUCUGUUUUAAGACCCAACUCUAUAGUUUCAUCUCCUUUGCCUAUAUCAUCUUUGCCUUCUCCAACUUCACACCAUAAUCAUCUUCGAAAACGGAGCUCUCACAUGGCUACUAGUACCGCUACUCCUCUAAAUUCAUUAGCUAUAGUUGAGUCAACUCGUUUUUGUAAUGAACUGGGUUACUCUAAUUCUGGGUUGCUAAGUCAACAGCAACAGCAUCAUCAGCAUUUGAUGUUGUCUGGUGGAAAAGAUGAUUUGGACGCAUUAGCAAUGUUGGAAAAUAGCAUCAAGAAGCUUAAGAGUCCAAAAGCUUCACCUGGUCCUUCAUUAAAUAAGGACCAGAUUGAUUCUGCUCUGGAAUUAUUGGCUGACUGGUUCUAUGAAACUUGUGGAUCUGUCUCAUUUUCAAGUCUUGAACACCCAAAGUUUCGAUCUUUCCUUCAUCAAGUAGGGUUGCCUCCUUUGUCCAGGAAGGACUUGUCUGGUUCUAGACUGGAAAAUAGAUUUCUUGAGGCAAAAACCGAGGUCGAAACUAGAACUAGAGAUGCGAUGUUCUUUCAAGUUGCUUGUAAUGGAUGGAAGACCAAGAAUUGUUGUAAUGGAGAAGAGAACUUGGUUAAGUUUAGCAUUAAUCUCCCUAAUAGGACUAGUUUGUAUCAAAAAGCAGUUUUAACCGGAGGAUCAGUGUCGUCAAAGUAUGCAGAGGAGAUUAUGUGGGAGGCAGUAAUGAGCUUAUGUGGGAGUAGUGCUUUGCAGAGAUGUGUAGGAAUUAUUGCAGAUAAGUAUAAGGCUAAAGCAUUGAGAAAUUUGGAGAUUCAAUAUCAAUGGAUGGUGAACCUUUCAUGUCAGGUUCAGGGGUUACUUAGUUUGAUCAAUGAUUUCUGCAAGGAGCUUUCAAUUUUCAAGACUGCUACUGAGAAUUGCUUGAAACUUGCCAAUUUUGUAAAUAAUAAAUCUCAAGUUAGGAGUAGCUUCCAAAAGUAUAGACUGCAGGAGCUUGAGUAUAAUAGGUUGCUUCGAGCACCUUCAAGUAAAUGUGAGUGCAGAAAGGACUUUUUGCCUGUUUAUUUGAUGUUGGAGGAUAUAUUGAGCUGUGCCCGUGUGCUGCAUAUGGUUGUUUGUGAUGAGUCCUAUAAGGCGAUGAGCAUGGAGGAUUCUCUUGCAAAGGAAGUCUCUGGGAUGAUACAAGGUGAGGGGUUUUGGAAUCAGUUGGAGGCAGUUUAUUCACUAAUGAAGCUUAUCAGAGGGAUUGCUCAUGAAAUUGAGGUGGAGCGGCCAUUGAUCGGACAGUGCCUCCCUCUUUGGGAGGACUUGAAAGCAAAAGUGAAAGAUUGGUCUGCUAGAUUCAACAUUGUUGAUGGACACGUUGAGAAAAUUGUAGAAAAGAGAUUCAAAAAGAACUACCACCCAGCAUGGUCCGCUGCAUUUAUACUUGAUCCUCUUUACUUGAUGAGGGACACUAGUGGAAAGUACCUUCCUCCAUUCAAGUGCUUGACACAUGAGCAGGAGAAGGAUGUGGACAAGCUUAUAACCCGUCUGGUUUCCAGAGAAGAAGCUCACGUUGCCUUAAUGGAGCUUAUGAAAUGGAGAACAGAAGGACUAGAUCCUCUGUAUGCUCAGGCUGUUCAGGUUAAACAGAGGGACCCCUUGACUGGAAAGAUGAAAAUAGCAAAUCCUCAGGGCAGCAGAUUAGUGUGGGAAACUUGCCUUAGUGAGUAUAAAACAUUAGGCAAGGUUGCAGUCAGGCUUAUCUUUCUUCAAGCGACCUCUUGCGGGUUCAAGUGCAAUUGGUCUUCCAUGGAAUGGAUGUGUAUGCAUAGACACUCAAGGAUAGGCCUUGAAAGAGCUCAAAAGAUGAUAUUCGUUGCAGCUCACUCCAAGCUUGAAAGACGAGAUUUCUUGAAUGAAGAAGAGAAAGAUGGAGAGCUGUUCCGAAUGGCAGGCUGUGAGGAUGACAUGCUCAACGAGUUGAAGAAUGUGAGAGGUCUGGUCAGCGCAAAAUAUAUUGGGAGGAAAUCAGACAAUGUAUCACUACACUGCAUAGCUGUAUGCUAAAUGAAUCUUUCAUCUCUUCCCAGGCA
Messenger RNA from Ricinus communis (castor bean), 2960 nucleotides. RefSeq lists its product as uncharacterized. Bases 586 to 2934 code for a protein of 782 amino acids. NCBI's taxonomy places the organism in Eukaryota, Viridiplantae, Streptophyta, Magnoliopsida, Malpighiales, Euphorbiaceae. The record is from RefSeq and is a predicted model, not a curated record. The transcript has 2 exons.